AUGAAGAAAAAAGGCGCUUUGAAGUUUGAACAGAAACUGGCGGCGCUCCAUUAUUUUCACAUUACCUUAUUAACUUCAAUUACAAGAAGUAUUCUUGUUUCCCAACACUUAGUUGAUUUGACGAAAACAUUUCAGAAUUACUUUCAAUCGAACGAAUACUCAAAUGAAAAGGGGAGAAAAUUUCUUUACAAAAGCUUUUCACAAUUCCUAGGAGAUUUUGCUUGUUCCAUUUUCCUUAAGAUAGAACAUAAAGAUUACAAAAAUGAGAAAACAAUGAAAAAAGGCGAUGCCUGGAGCAAUAAGGGAAUUAAAUAUACUUGA
Clunio marinus is the source of this 321-nucleotide messenger RNA. The record is from the annotation of a GenBank genome assembly. Lineage: Eukaryota; Metazoa; Arthropoda; Insecta; Diptera; Chironomidae.